AGAACAGUCAGUAAAGGGGCGAGUCUCCGGGAACAUGGCGGCCUGUGUCUUGUGCCCCGUGAAGACCGAGGCACAAAUCCUUCAUAACUCCAUGCUAGAGGAGGACCCCAACGAUAAUUCCGCCACAAAUGAGGAGGAGAAGAUCAAGCCUCGCUGGGGGCCAUACCACAAGGGCGCGAAGGAGCUGGCGAGCCUCUACAGCAGGGGUAAGCGCACCCAGGAGAUCGUCUGCAUAUGUAUCUGUAUCACGCUGAUGGUGGUCAACCUGUACUUCAUGGCCUGCCACUUCAAGUUCGAGAAGGUCACGUCCAUCUUCCUGGUGGCGCUGGCGGGCAUCUUCACCGCAGACUUCGCCUCGGGGCUCGUCCACUGGGCCGCCGACACCUGGGGGUCUGUCGAGCUGCCGAUACUGGGGAAGAACUUCAUCCGGCCGUUCCGGGAGCACCACAUUGACCCCACCUCCAUCACCCGCCAUGACUUCAUCGAGACCAACGGCGACAACUUCAUGCUCACCAUCCCCGGCCUCACCUACAUGACCUGGAACUUCUGCACCAAGACCAACGAGGAAGUUCAGGCCAGCUACUACUGGUUUUCCUACCUCUACCUCCUCGCCAUCUUUGUCUCCCUAACCAACCAGAUACACAAGUGGUCCCACACAUACUUUGGCCUGCCUCGCUGGGUCACCAUACUGCAGGACCUGCACAUCAUCCUUCCCAAGAGGCAUCACCGAAUCCACCAUGUGGCGCCGCACGAGACCUACUUCUGCAUAACCACGGGCUGGCUCAACUACCCCCUGGAGAAGCUGCGAUUCUGGACCAGCCUAGAGCACUUGAUAGAGCUGGUGAGCGGGUGCAAGCCCAGGGCGGACGACUUCAAGUGGGCCCAGAAGAGGGAGUGACGCACGGAUAGUCUCGUGACGCCGCGCGGGAAAGGGAAGUCUGAGGCGGUUACGUAAGGAUGGCUCGUCGUCACUCGUCUGUCUGUCUGUCUGUCUGUGUGUCUGUCUGUCAAUGCCCACCCUCACGCCCGCCUUUCAUGCCCCGUCAAUCAUUCUCUCCCUCCCUUUCUCUCUCUCGUCUCCUGUUUCCUCUAUCCUUUCACCCGCCAUCCGCUCCUCUGUGAUGUGGGUUUUAUAUAUCAUAAUUAUCAUCAUUAUCUGCACAAAAAGUACGAGUAUGAAGAACUACUAUCACAGCAGCUGCUACCACCACCACCACCACCACUACUACUACUACUACUACUACUACUACUACCACUACUGAUUUGGAUACUAUUUAAACUGCUUAUUACUGCUAUGUGAAUGUGUAAAAAGUUAUUAAAAAGGGGGGGUGGGGGAAUGUGUUGUCAAGUGUUGUAAAAUGUUGUACUAAAUGUGUGUGUGUGUGUGUGUGUGUGUGUGUGUGUGUGUGUGUGUGUGUGUGUGUGUGUGUGUGUGUGUGUGUGUGU
Eriocheir sinensis (Chinese mitten crab) is the source of this 1446-nucleotide messenger RNA. It is a transcript of the gene Kua, whose product is annotated as plasmanylethanolamine desaturase-like. The record is from RefSeq and is a predicted model, not a curated record. Lineage: Eukaryota; Metazoa; Arthropoda; Malacostraca; Decapoda; Varunidae. The coding region runs from base 35 to 898 and encodes 287 amino acids. Gene Ontology annotation, molecular function: oxidoreductase activity. The transcript is spliced from 5 exons.